Gregarina niphandrodes is the source of this 474-nucleotide messenger RNA. Its product is annotated as putative transmembrane protein. The coding region runs from base 1 to 474 and encodes 157 amino acids. The record is from RefSeq and is a predicted model, not a curated record. The transcript has a single exon. Lineage: Eukaryota; Apicomplexa; Conoidasida; Eugregarinorida; Gregarinidae.
AUGACUGGAGUUCUGCGUGUUCUGACGGCGUUGGUGGCAGUGGCUGCGGGAGCUAGUUCGAAUCCGAAUUGGCCGUGUACGGGGGUAGUGCCACGUGGGAAGUAUACGCAGGCGGCGUGCGAGGCUGAGUGUCAGACGAUGUUGAGUGCUUGUAAGCGUGAACAGUUGGCUGACAACAACGCGGUGUUUGCGUGCGUGAUUGAGAAGGUGGACAUGACCAAGUGUGAGUUCCACACCACCUCCAGCGCGGGCGAUGCGCCGAAGACCUCUUGGUACAAGAAGGGUGGCGUGGUCGCCGGCGCUUCCGCCGGACUCGCUGCACUUGUCGGCCUCGGCGGCUACGGACUCUAUCGCCGCAGAAACAACCGCGCGGAAGUCCAAGAAGCGGAGAACGGACUCACGGAUGGGGCCUACUACAACAAGGAAGGCGUACUCGUCGACCAGAAUGGCAAUCCCGUAGACACUGAAUUUUAA